Lonchura striata (white-rumped munia) is the source of this 1470-nucleotide messenger RNA. NCBI's taxonomy places the organism in Eukaryota, Metazoa, Chordata, Aves, Passeriformes, Estrildidae. The record is from RefSeq and is a predicted model, not a curated record.
AUGGCGGCCCGGCGGUUCCGCGGCGCCCUCCAGCUCGGGGCGCGGCAGCGCCUGCGGGCCGCGGCGGCCCCGCCCGGCAGACUCCGGUGCUCCCGGUGUCCCCGCAGGCACGUGGCCCCGUGCGGGCUCCGGCCGGGCCCCGCGGGCUGGGAGCCCCGGGCGCAGCCGAGCCGCGGCUUCCUGAGCCUCGGCAACCGGCGCAAGGAGUACUCGGAGCGGCGGAUCAUCGGGUACUCCAUGCAGGAGAUGUACGACGUGGUGGCCAACGUGGAGGACUACAAGAACUUCGUGCCCUGGUGCAAGAGGUCGGCGGUGCUGGCGCGGCGCUCGGGGCACCUGAAGGCGCAGCUGGAGGUGGGGUUCCCACCCGUGCUGGAGCGCUACACCUCCAUCGUCACCCUGGUGCGGCCACACCUCGUCAAGGCCGUCUGCACCGACGGGCGCCUCUUCAACCACCUGGAGACCAACUGGCGCUUCAGCCCCGGCAUCCCCGGCUACCCCCGCACCAGCACCGUGGAUUUCUCGAUCUCCUUCGAGUUCCGCUCCCUGCUGCACUCCCAGCUGGCCACCGUCUUCUUCGACGAGGUGGUCAAGCAGAUGGUGGCCGCCUUCGAGCGCCGCGCCGCCAAGAACUUCGGGCCGGAGACGCGCAUCCCGCGGGAGCUGAUGUUCCACGAGGUGCACCAGACGUGAGGGCGGCGGGCCCGGGCACCCCGGGCACCCCUGGGACUGUGCCAGGCACCCCCAGACCGUGCCAGGCCCGUGCCAAGCCCACCCCCCGAAAUAUUUAUUCGAGAAUUGCGUUUCUGCUGCCGUUGCCUCAACGCCCCCCGGGGCUGCCGUGAGCCCCCCCCAGGGGUCCCGGCGCUGGACUCUCCCUGGUUUUGCAGCUGAUUUGGGGUUUUAAAAUGUUUUUGUUUGGUUGGGUUUCUUCUUUUCUUUUCUUUCUUUGUUUUUGGUUCUUUUUAAGCUCCCCAGCCAGGCCGGAGGGCCCCGGUGGGGGCAGCUCCGGUGCCUGGGCCCCGCCGUGUCCCGGGGACGAGCGGGAUGGGGGGGUUUGGUGGGAGGGGGGAUGAAAAAGAAGCUGCUGGGACCCCCCCCCCAAAUUCAACCCCAGCUCCUCCAGGAACAGAAGGGCAGGAGCCCCCCGAGCCCCCCGAGCCGUCGCACACUUUGCACAAGCCACACGCACAGGGUGGGGAGGGGGCGGCUCCCGCUGCCCCCCCGCCGCCCCCCACCCCAGCACCCUCCGCAGGGACCCCCCGGUCCCCACCCCGCCCCACACCUCGCCAUUCCUCACCUGUGGGAGGGGAGCAGGGAUGGGAAGGCCUCAGUUUCCCCCAGCCCACCACCACGAAGCCCCCCCCAGGGGGGUGAGGGGCUCCCCGAGCCCCCCGAGCCUGUCCUGGCCGUGCUGCCCGAGGAAGGAAGGGCUUUGCCAGGCCAAUAAAGAGAAUUUUCCAAGGGUCA